Messenger RNA from Microthlaspi erraticum, 396 nucleotides. Lineage: Eukaryota; Viridiplantae; Streptophyta; Magnoliopsida; Brassicales; Brassicaceae. The record is from the annotation of a GenBank genome assembly.
AUGUAUAAAACCCAAGAUCUACUUCAUGAAGAUGGCAUUGAAGAUUUGGAAGGACCAGUUGCUGCUCUUCAACAACUUGGCACCAUCCGUGAGACAGAUGUGCCUCCUUUCACAUUCCAAACUGAUCAUCCGACCCCAGGACUACUUGAACGAAUGUUUGUGCCUAUCAGUUUCACUAUCGUCAUGGAGGUGGAGGACUACUUGAACGAAUCAAACCCCAAUAUAUAUCUAAACUGGAACCAGAGAAUCCGUGAGAUGCUAGACAACCAUGGGCCAAUGACCGCUUCAGUGUCUUGGUUCGACUCUUACAAAGAGCAGCUCGAGCUUAAUUUUGCAUUAUUCUUCCGUGAAGCCGAGAAUCCCGCUCAGGUUUUCAUAUUGAAGUCACGUCAUUAG